Molecule: messenger RNA, 2121 nt
Organism: Lepisosteus oculatus (spotted gar)
Lineage: Eukaryota; Metazoa; Chordata; Actinopteri; Semionotiformes; Lepisosteidae
Gene: hoxb5a
Product: homeobox B5a
Biological process (GO): anterior/posterior pattern specification; regulation of transcription by RNA polymerase II
Cellular component (GO): nucleus
Molecular function (GO): RNA polymerase II cis-regulatory region sequence-specific DNA binding; DNA-binding transcription factor activity, RNA polymerase II-specific
Source: RefSeq, a predicted model, not a curated record
AUUAUUAUGAUUAUUGUUAUCAGAGAAAGAUAAAAGCGAAAUAAGAAAGUGAACAGGGAUCCUCCUUCUGUGCAAUAAAUUAUAUUCCCAGUAGGUGACGCUCUCUGCCAGCACGCUGCACAACCCAGCGAUUGGGAGGCGCACACUGACUUCAGCCUAACGAUUCUCAUCUCGUCAUCAUUUGUAACCAUAGCGCAUGAAUUACCUCUUGAAGUCAUCAGUGAGAAUUUACGACUGGUCAACAAAAGCACGUGAUUCCCCACCGCACCCCCACCCCCAUAUUUGGCCGCAUACAUAGCAAAAACGAAGUACAGUGCAUUGCUAUAAUUCAUUAAUACAUCAUAAAUCGUGAAGCACAGCGUUAUAACGACCAAGAUCUACAAAUCAAGCCCUCUAAAAUAACCUAAAUGAGCUCUUACUUUGUAAACUCGUUCUCAGGGCGCUACCCAAAUGGCCCCGACUAUCAGAUACUAAAUUAUGGAACCAGCAGCAGCGCUAUGAACGGUUCGUACAGGGACCCCGGCACCAUGCAUUCGGGCUCAUACGGUUACAACUACAAUGGAAUGGACCUAAGCGUCAAUCGCUCAGCCUCCUCCAGCCACUUUGGGGCUGUUGGAGAUAACUCCCGUGGUUUUCCGUCUCCAGCCCCGGAGACGAGGUUCCGGCAGCCGUCGAGCUGCUCGCUGUCGCCUCCCGAGUCUCUGCCCUGCUCCAACAGCGAGACGCUCGGACCCAAAAGCUCCUCGUCCCCUUCCGAUCAGACCGCCAGCGCGGCCAGCAAUAACCUCACCACCAACAACAGCAGCAGCAGCAGCAGUACACAUUUCACAGAGCUAGACGAGACCAGCGCCUCUUCUGAGACCGAAGAAGGCACCCACAGAGCCAGCAACCCCAUUCCCCGGACACAGCAACAGCAAGAGGCUGCCGCAACCUCCGCGACAGCGGCGGUCGAGGGGCAGGCGCCGCAAAUAUUCCCCUGGAUGCGGAAACUCCAUAUUAGUCAUGAUAUGACUGGACCAGAUGGGAAAAGGGCCCGGACAGCGUACACCAGAUACCAGACGCUAGAGCUGGAGAAGGAAUUUCAUUUCAAUAGGUAUCUAACCCGGAGGAGGAGGAUAGAGAUAGCCCACGCUCUCUGCCUGUCGGAACGGCAAAUUAAAAUCUGGUUCCAAAACAGGAGAAUGAAAUGGAAGAAGGAUAAUAAAUUGAAAAGCAUGAGCCUCGCUACUGCAGGUAGCGCAUUUCAACCCUAGUGUGCGUUUUAAGAAAUAGAAAUUAAAAUGUUGGAGGAGGGAAAAAAUGAAAAUAAAAAAAUAAAUACGAAUAACACUAUUCUGAAUCCGGAGUACUGUACAGAGAGGCAUCUUCUCCGCAUGUUGUUGGUGUUUAAGACAACUAUAAAAAAAAAUCUACUGUGGUACUGCUAACACAAACUUGUGUUUAUCUGUUGUUGUCGUUUUUUUGUUUUUGUUGUUUUUUAAAUGACGUUUUUUUUUUAUUUGAAAAGGGAAAAAAUAUGCUCUCCAAUGCCCGUUGUUAUUGUUAUAAAUAUCGUUUUCGGUGUUAAGUGCAUUGUUGAUGCUUUCUUGAAAGUUAGCAUGUUUCCUGUGAGCUCCUAAAUGUUAUAACUUAUUUACAAUCUGUAACAGCUGUAUAGUUUUAAGUUUACAAUCUAGAAUCUCCUCUGCCCCAGUAAAAAAAAAAAAACAUAGACGCUCGUGGCUCUUGCAAAACAUUUGCAAAAGUCUUUGCUCUGUUACUUUUUGUGUUAUUUUAUUAUUUUGUCAUGUCUUCAGAUUUUACUUUAUUUUGUUUAAAAAGAAGAAAUGUACAUUGCAGUCUAAAUUUCUGUCUCCGUUCAUUAAGUGUGUAUAAUUCUAUUCGAAAUGGUAAUUGUAUAUUAUUGUAUCAUUCAUACGCUCCAGAGAAGAUGUACAUACUAGACAUGUUACUGUGACCAAUAGCUUGUUUGUAGUGGGCAGAGUGAAUGACAAACGUUUUGUGGAAAAAAUGGCAACUGUCAUGUCUGACUGCCUGUAAGCAUUUUGCCAAUAAGCUUUUUGUAUUUGUUUGUAGCUUAACUUGAAGUAAAAAAAAACAAUAAAGUUUCUCUUAUUCAGA